This is a messenger RNA of Haliotis rubra (blacklip abalone), 3517 nucleotides long. RefSeq lists its product as uncharacterized. The annotation marks the transcript as partial. The transcript is spliced from 27 exons. Lineage: Eukaryota; Metazoa; Mollusca; Gastropoda; Lepetellida; Haliotidae. The record is from RefSeq and is a predicted model, not a curated record. Gene Ontology annotation, molecular function: protein binding.
CAUGUGACAUGUAAACAAGAGGUUAGAUUUACUGGUGAACCUGUACAGACCUAUGAUGGGAUAGAAUCAAAGAUGAAUACAUAAGAAAAGAGUUCCUGAUGAGCCAUGUAGUUGAAGAGAAGGAGUCAUAGCCGCACCACUGGUAGAAGUUGUAUCCCGCAACAUGCAGCACUCGUUGUUUGAAAUGACGCGGCUGUUGUCGCUGAGUCAGGAGACACGUGGCAGUGUCAAGCCAAAGAGUUCCAUCACGCAGUACGCGUGGAAGGAAGAAGGAGAGGUCAACAUGCUGGCGUUGGCUUGUUCAAAUGAUCAGAUUGUGUUGCGGUAUUGCAUUGCUGGAAAACCUCCACUUAUUAAACAGUUGUCAUGGAUACCGAGUACCACAAUUGUGGCAAUGUGUUUUGACCCAACAGUGACCUGGCUCCUCAUCUUGACCCAUAACCCAGAUAUCUACCUGGUGCCAGCCUUCUCCCUCAUGGAGCCCAAGGCACGUGUGAACCAACUUUGGAACACAGACGAUGUCACACACAUCAAACUCCAACAGCCAAAGGGUGAUGUGUGCGUGGUGCACUGGUGGCACACUCUAGACGACCAGCAAGUUGCUGUCAUUGGAACUAAGGCCGGAGAGAUUAUAUUUGUCGACUUGUUGCGGAAGAAGACUGUUGCUUCUACUCGUGUUGACACUGCUGUCUUGAAACUUGAUCUAGUGAUGGAUGAUCAACAGAUGGCGACAUCACUACUGAUCACUGCCAGCGGGAACAACCAGUUGAAGCUCCUUCUGGAGAGUCGCUCCAUGGAUAGGAUGUUUGCCGAGCUGAGUAUCAGUGGCACCGAGACGUUCCAGGACCCUGUCAACAACAUCAUGGUUCAGACAGAUGACAACAAGGAGAUGUUCCUUCCGCUACGCUACGAGCAGUUCCAGCGCUCCGUCAUCCUCUGUCCUCAGAAUGCCCGAGGCCGACACUUCAUCACUGCUCAUGAAGACAAGACGUCCACAUUCCAGGUGUACGACAGCCACGUGGAACAUUCCCCUCUGUUUGUGUACAAGCUGCCCAUUGGGGCGUACAACGUGAUCCUCACAGAUCGUCUCAUCUUCACGACAUCACGGGUGAGCGGCAGGCGGCUGCUAAUCAUAUCUAACCAGCGGGCCGAGACAUCACUGGAGGACCACCAGAUGGGUAUUGUGAAGGACUUCAACAAAGAAGCGAUAGUUCAACAGUUUGACCUGCCACCAGACGAAACCUUGCUUGGAGUUCAAAAGAAAUGUUUCCCAUUUUACUGGCAUGAGAAGCGUGAGGAGGAACGUCUUCGAUCGGUGCAGGAAGGGGAAGAGAUGGAACAGCCAACAAGUCUUCCCCCAAACAUUCAAGCUAUUCCAGUCACCUCCCACACUGUUUUAGAUGGAUGCAUUGUCAUAACAAACCAGGCAAUUUAUGAAUGUCGACCAAGGAUCUCUCCAGAGCGUCUGUUCCUUGCCCUGGCGAUACAACACACAGAUGCUGCAUAUGCUGAGAGCCUCGGUAUCAGCAUUGGCCUUGACCUUACAGCACUGUUUGAGGUUGCAGCAGAUCACCUCCUCCGAGCAGGAGAGUUCUCCCGAUCUGUUCGUCUUUACCAACUGUCCAAGUGUUCUCACGAAGCGAGUUGGGAACCUUGCCCGUCAUGGCCGUCUACAGGAAGUGACAUCACACUAAGGUUGAUCGCACGUGGGUUGGUGGUCCAGGCGUUGGAGCUGCUGUCUUCAAGGAGUCAGUUCAACAUCCCCACCCACCUUCUGUCCGAUCUCGUCACGCGGGGAUUCAGUGCUCAUCUGCUGCAAGCUGGACAAGGGUCACUGCUGCAGUGUAUCAGUGCAGACGAACUUGUGCGUCUGCUCCUCACCAAGCCCCAGCUGGCAAUACAGAAUGUGGGUCUCAUGGAGAACCAGCUCAGUCUGCUUGAUGAGGAGCUGUUGGUCUCGCUGGCCGAGGUCUUCGACCCCUCCCGACCUGUGAUGAGGGGCAUCCUCAACAGACACCACUACUCCAGGAGGAGGACAACCAGCAUCUCUUCUUUGACCUCCUUUACAAGUGAUGUCCUUGACUUCUCCGGGGAUAUGGGCACCUCCAACCUGUGUCGGCUGAUGGACUUCUUCAUCUCCGUCGUCCUGCAGCUCAACAAGAAGCGAGAGGCAGACAGCACACAGCUGGAUCUGGCAGACAUGUUGGCAGACGUCAACACUCAACUGGAGGAGCUCAGGGAAAAGAAACAGCCUGUCGUAGAGAUGUCUCGGAAGCUGGCCCUUCAGCCAACCAUCAUCGGCUGUGGCAGCCAGCACACCGCCAUCAUCAGGAACAGCGACCUCUACGUCUGGGGGCUCACCAACAGUGGCAGGUUGGGUCAUGGUGACCUGGUGACAGACAACAGCAUCGCAGCGCCGUCACGGGUGGAGACGCUGCACAUGCUGCAGAUGCGGGUCCUGUCAGUGGCAUGUGGGGGAGAACACACGCUUGUCAUCACACAGCAAGGGGUGUAUGGGUGGGGGCGGUCACAGUACGGCCAGGUGGGGGUGGGGACACGACACCACUACACCCGUCCCAUGCUGAUCGAGUCCCUGCUGUCGGAGACGGUUGUCAGUAUAGAGUGUGGUCAGUACCACAGUCUGGCUCUCACGGAGAACAGCGAUGUAGUAGUCACAAAUACAUGUUUUGUGUGCCGGCCGGCCGCCUUGAUUGUUAUCCCUUACAUCACUCCAUGUGCCAUUGCUCAGUUCUUCCUGGAUCCAGGGGCGGGCGCUGUGUACUCGUUUGGGUGUGGCUACUUUGGCGAGCUGGGCCUGGGGGACAACAGCAAGAAGUCCUGCCCCACCCGGAUCUCUCUGCUGCCAGAGCCUGUCUGCAUCAUUGCCACUAAAUACUUCCAUUCUAUUGCGGUAACCAGUAGCAACCGUGUGUACUCUUGGGGAUGUCACCCACACAGUCUUCGAUACUCCGCACAGCUUGUACGUAGAGCCAGACAACUGGGUCAGCAUCUCAGUGACCCUGUGGAGAGCUAUCUAAGUCCCAGUGUCGUAGACUCAGCUUAUGUCAAUGGGAAAAUAACACAGGUGACUUGUGGCAGCCUCCACACCGUUCUCCAGACCAUCGAGGGGGAGAUCUACGUGUGGGGCAGGAACCUGGACGGACAGCUUGGCAUCGGCAGCAAACAGGAUGAGAAAAUUCCACGAAUGUUGACGAAGAUUAAUGACCACAAUAUUGUAUGUGUGAAAUCUGGUGGAGAGUUCAACAUCGCCAUGGAUACAGAGAACACAGUGUGGGUCUGGGGAAAGAACGAUACUGGACAGCUUGGUUACCAUGUCAUUGAACUGUCUAGCCCAGGCUCCGACAGACACGGUCCCGACGUACGCCAACUCCCAGCAGUACUGACUUCCUCAAUCCACAGUCCUCAAAGGACUCUCCUGCUCAGGAUCCAACUGUCAUGUCACCAUGGCAACAGUCGAUUCCUGGCAUCCUCAGAGAGUGGAGAUUCAGAAUAUUGG